AUGCUUCCAAGUUUCACCCGUAAACCCGCCGACCACCCAAUCGGUUACCUCGUGGCCCUUUCGGGGUUGUUGAUGCAACUGAUGUCAUAUGGUAUUGACAACAGUUAUUCCAUUUUCUCAGAGGAUAUGCACAAUGAUCCGUCACUUGGGUUUCCCUCCAUAACGGCAAUUAGUCUUGGAAAUUCCGUUUCGUUGGGGCUUUCACCUGCCUUUGGUGUUCUCGCAGGAUUUUGUGUCGAUCGGCUCCCGCCGCGGUUCAUGAUGGCGCUUUCCACCAUUUUGCUCUUCACUGGUUUGUGGAUCAGUUCAACCCUCGCCGCGAACAUUUAUGUUGUAACUUUUACUUACUGCCUUUUUGCAUCUAUUGGUACGGCAUGUAUGUUAUCACCUGGGGCUGCUGCAACUAGUUCUUGGUUCAAUCGUUAUCAGGGACUGGCUAUGGGAAUUAACUUUGCUGGUGGAGGUAUUGGAAGUGCCAUUAUUCCACCAUUAGCAGGGAAAUGGGUUGUUGCAUAUGGCUGGCGUAAGGCUUUUCAACUUAUGUCGAUAUUUUGUGCGAUUGGAGUGCUCGCAACCGCCCUUUCCGCUCGCCGCCGUGAACCCAAAAGAGACGACAGCAGCGCUGAUGAUGAAACCCGGGAAGGAAAUAAAUCCGGUAAUGGAAGUUUGGUCAGAAGAAGUAAUGAACCGGCAACUGUGGGGGGAGAAGGAGCAGCGAAUAAUGGACACAAUGAAGGUAAAGAAGACGUGAGGGAAAUGGGCAGGAAAAAUGGCAGCCAUACCAACACCUCAAAGGUUCCACCUAACGGGAGGGGUGUGGGCACGAAUCAGCAAAAUGGGAAUGAUGGUGAGGGUUUGGACGUUACUGAACAAAGUCAAAGGAACAACACCUUUGCAUCUGCUAUUGAUGUUGAUAUGGAUACAAGUAUGGAUGCAGACGAACCACAGGUAAUACGCAGUCUCCACACCCACAAGCUCACACCAUGGGAACUAUUCCUCUCUAUGUUUACUCUCCCUUUCAUGGGUAACUUUCUUUGCUGGUUCAUAUACAGUUGGGCUUUUUACUCGCUCAUUUACGCAGCCGUGCCUUACAUUUCGUCUAUGGGUAAACCAGGCACUGUUUAUGCAGGUGUACCGCCCAUUCCAACUGAUGUUGCCGCCACCCUCUUCACUUUUUAUGGUGUCUUUCAAGUUGUUGGUUCCGUACUUGUUGGUUGGCUCGCCUCAUUAGUUACUGCUGAAUUUGCAUAUGUUUUCUGUGCUACUGUUGGUGGUAUCGGUUGUGGCCUUCUCGCCCUUGGCCGCAGUUACGUUGCCUUUGCGUUGUUGCUUUGCAUCAUUGGUUUCUGCAUGGCGGGUAUGUUUGCCGUGAUGCCAACUCUUAUCGCUACGCAUUUGUAUGGACCUAAUUUGGGUUUUUAUUUUGGUGCUGUAUUUCUCGCAGGUGUGGUGGGUGGUUUUGUGGCACCUCCCAUGCAAGCAACUAUUCAACUUCGUAAUAAUGGGAGUUAUGCGUUUGUGUGUGUUGUGAUGAGUGUUUCCAUGACAUUAUCAGCGCUUGUGUGUUACGCAACAUUAUGGCGUUCCAAGCGGUCCGGUAUUGUUUUGGCGGCACGGAAGACAAAACUUGUUGAGAUUAUGUGA
Messenger RNA from Trypanosoma brucei brucei TREU927, 1644 nucleotides. It is a transcript of the gene Tb927.5.470, whose product is annotated as transporter, putative. Gene Ontology annotation, biological process: transmembrane transport. Bases 1 to 1644 code for a protein of 547 amino acids. Gene Ontology annotation, molecular function: transmembrane transporter activity. NCBI's taxonomy places the organism in Eukaryota, Euglenozoa, Kinetoplastea, Trypanosomatida, Trypanosomatidae. The record is from RefSeq and is a predicted model, not a curated record. The transcript has a single exon.